AUGUUGUCCAAAAAUAUUGGUACUUUAACUGCUUUUACUAUGAAAUUAAAGAACAAAGAAAGGCUAAUCAACAAAAAAUAUGAAGGAACAAUUAAUGAAUCACGAAAUAAAUCAUAUAAAAAACCUGCCCUGUCAACUCAUAAUAAUCAUUCUUUUUCGAUUCUUCAUUUAAGAAUUGAUAAUCCAAAAGAGGAAAAUAUUAACAGUAAUAUUGAUUCAACUCAAAAAGUUACAUCUGAAUUUGUACCAAUUGACGAUACAAUAUCUAAAGAAUUAACAAGUUUCAAUAAUACUGAAGAAAAAAAUAUUGAUAUUAAUAUUAAAUCUAUUCAAGAAAAUGUAUUGAAAUCAUCUUGUGAGUUAACACCAAUUACUAAUGUAAUAUCUAAAACUGCGAUAUUACCUUUAUCAAAAUUAACCAGUUCUAAUUAUACAGAAGACGAAAGACUUAAUAAUAUAGGUAAUAAACUUGAUGAAGUUUUAAAUCAUAUUGAAAUGAUUAAAAAUACCAAAAAAUAA
Messenger RNA from Diversispora eburnea, 519 nucleotides. The record is from the annotation of a GenBank genome assembly. Lineage: Eukaryota; Fungi; Glomeromycota; Glomeromycetes; Diversisporales; Diversisporaceae.